Messenger RNA from Podarcis muralis (Common wall lizard), 3015 nucleotides. The record is from RefSeq and is a predicted model, not a curated record. NCBI's taxonomy places the organism in Eukaryota, Metazoa, Chordata, Lepidosauria, Squamata, Lacertidae.
UUCAGCGGCAAAAGACAAAGUUCUUCGAAGCAGUCAAGCCCAGGACUGCUUGCAGGAAUAUUUGGAGGCAGCAGAAAACAAAGUUCGUCAAACAGAAACCAAGGAUGGUGGCAAGAUUUUACACCACUUGGUUGGUUCGGCAGAAGGAAACAGACUGACGACAGCCCAAAUUGGAUGAAAAGAUUAUUCGAGAUGCCGAUGGAGCUCGUAGAAAGAGUGAAAGAAGCGUUUUCUAGAAAGAAUUCUCAAAAUAAUAACCGCUAUCAAUGGCCGUUCCAGAGUAAUGCUGGUUCUUACCAACAGCAGCCUCCCCAACAACCUCAGCAGAAUCCAGGAGCAGCCGUAUAUUUAUAUGCUCCCGCUCCUCCACCACCAAAUCAAGGAAAUGGACAGUCUGUGAGUAUUAGUUUCUUAGAACAAAAUUUUAAGUCUUUUUAUUUUAUAUGCAAGCAUUUACUUUCCUUUCUCUUUCAGGGUCCUCAGCCAUAUCCAGCAUAUGGACCGCCUCCUCCACCACCAUAUGGACCAUAUGGACCACCUCUUCCUCCACCCAGUGGAAAUGAUCAACCUUCUUCCGUAUCAUUUGGAAUAUAUGGACAACCUGGUCCUCAGCCAUAUCCAGCAUAUGGACAGCCUCCUCCGCCACCAUAUGGACCAUAUGGACCACCUCCUCCUCCUCCACCCAGUGGAAAUGAUCAACCUUCUUCCGCAUCAGUAGGAAUAUAUGGACCACAAGAUCCUCAGCCAUAUCCAGGAUACGGACAGCCUCCUCCUCCUCCACCCAGUGGAAAUGAUCAACCUACUUCGGUAUCAGCUGGAAUAAAUGCACCACCUCCUCCACCACCUCCUGGUGGAAGUCAACCUCCUCCAUCACCACCUGCCGGAAGUCAACCUCCUCCUCCACCACCUGCCGGAAGUCCAUCUCCUCCUCCACCACCUUUUGAAAGUCAGGAACCUGCACCAUAAACCUGACCAUUCAACCUGGGAAAUACACUCAGAUUGACAAGCUGGAUCCGCUGAGAACAAUCUUCAGUGCCUGCCGCUACGCUUUCCUUCUACAAAUUUCAUAACUUUAUUACCAAUCAGGUUUCAUAAUGUGAACCAUAACUUCCUUUUAACCUGUCUGCUAACUGUAGUUCUUUCUGUUGAUUUUGGGUGCCUUUACUGUAACCCAGGGUAAGGGAAGACUCGUGAACACUGGUUGCUUUGCCGUAAAAUAAAAAAUAUGUUAUUACAUCACAACACUUUGCCUUUUUAAUUGUAUUGCUGCAAAAUUAAUUGAUUCACAAGUUGAAGACAUUGUGUACCCCGUUCUAAUGCUGUGGCCUUUGUGUCAGGUAGAAACUCACCACUCUGGAAAAAAAGCCAUAUAUAUUUUGAAGCGCUUACUCCCACCAUCCUUUCCCCCCAGGUCUCUUGUUAUUAUUUUUUAGAAAAAAAUAUAAGCAAUCAUUACACAUGACACAAUACCAUUAGCUUAAGGAAAUAACAACAAAUCACAAUUGAAUCCCAUGUGGCUUCCCUCAGAUCUUACAUCAAAUUGCCAAAAUGUCUACAAGGCCUUCUCUCUAUAUUCUGUGCAGCAUAAGCCCAUUUAUUCUAUAUUCAACUAUAUUCUGUGCAGCAUAAGCCCAUUUAAAUUGGUCUGACUUUGAAUACAACCCUUGAUUUCUUUCCACAAAUGUUUUGAAUGCAGCAAUCUUUAAUAUUAUUAUUAUUAAUAAUUGUAUACUGCCCUACACCUGCAGGCCUCACAACAUAAAAUCACAAUAUAAAAACAGAAAAUACAUAAUAAAAAUAAACAAGAAAAACCCAAUAAUCCUCCCUUCUGUCACACAUUUUUAUCGGGUAUCAGAUAUCAAUCAGCCAAUCGGGCCUGGUUAAAGAAGAUUUUUGACCGGCGUCAAAAUAUAUAAUGAAGGCACCAGCUAAACCUCUCUGGAGAGAGCAUUCCAUGUUACUUAUUAACAAAAAAAUUCCUAGUCUUUAUUUAUUUACUAUAUUUCUAUACUGCAUUCACCAGAAAUGGUCUCAGAGUGAUGGACAACAAAAUAAGGCGAUAUAUACAAGCGAACAUAAGGAAGAAACAUUCUCACAAAUUACGCAAAUGAUGUUGCAUUGUUUUACAGUCAAGUGACUCAAAACGGCUCACAUGGUAAAAACAAAAUAACAAAUAACACAAUUAACAGUGGUGAAGGUCAAAUAUGUCUUCACCUUUCGACCCCCCCUCCCCCCCAAAAAAACACCUGACAGAAAAGGUGUUGUUUUUAAAUCUGAUGUCUCAAUGAAUAUAAAGUGAGGGAGAGGUGUGCUUCUAUAUUAAGACACGAACCACUAGCCUAAGCCUCGGCCGUUGAGCUUAAUUUUGUUGAUAAUAAUUUUAUUUAUUUCACACUUCUCAUCUGAAGUAGUCAAAAGAGCUUGUGAUUAAAAUUGACAAAAAACGCUCAUGUGGCUCAGCCGCUUGUGAGGGACCUGGUGCAACUGCAGAAGAGGGCUGAGGGAAGGCUUCUCCCUCAGAAGAUUUUGGAGGGAAUCCUGAGGAGAUUCUGAGGAGACUUGAAGGCCCGAGAGAGAGGAGGGAGCCUGAGGAGAUUCGAGAGAGGGAAGGAAGGGAAAUGAAAUGUCUACGGAGGGCUAUGGAGGAGAGAGUAGCCUCCAUCCUCUGCCCUGUCUCCCUCAGCGGCCAGGGAGUGCAACAGAGCUUGGGGUUGAGACUGUGUGGAGCCAGAAACAAGUCUGAGAGAGACUUUUAAUGGCUCACGUUUGACUUAGCUACAUUAUUGCAGUCCGUCCACAUCUGUUGCUUCGAGACUUCCCAGGUUUGGGGGGGACCGGGGGAAUGUUUUUUACAUUUUACAUGAAAUGUCCAGGUUUUUGUGGUUGGUUGAUUUUAUUAUUAUUAUUUACAUUUUGAGGCUGUGCCAAAGUGGAAGGGUGGGCUGGAUCCUUUUGGGUAAGGGAUCAGGCAGACAGUGAACAGCAAUCGCCCCCCCCCCCCAAAGCUCCACAACC